Ipomoea nil (Japanese morning glory) is the source of this 2698-nucleotide messenger RNA. RefSeq names its product xyloglucan glycosyltransferase 4. Bases 456 to 2462 code for a protein of 668 amino acids. NCBI's taxonomy places the organism in Eukaryota, Viridiplantae, Streptophyta, Magnoliopsida, Solanales, Convolvulaceae. The transcript is spliced from 4 exons. Gene Ontology annotation, cellular component: Golgi apparatus. The record is from RefSeq and is a predicted model, not a curated record. Gene Ontology annotation, molecular function: glycosyltransferase activity.
CAUAUGUAAUUUACAUGAGAAACCUGAACCUUCCAUUUGCCUGCUGACCCAUGAAGUUUCCCUCUCCUCCUCCUCCUUUCUUUUAUUAGUAGUAGAACUCCUGGUUGUGCUCAUUAAAUUACAGAACCAGAUUCUCCAUCUCUCUCUCUCUCUCUCUCUCUCUCUCUCUCUCUCUCUCUCUCCUCUCUCUAUCUCUCUCUGUUUUUCUUUCUAGAUUUGACCUGGAGAAUUGUUGAGCCAAGAGCCUAUUGCCAUUCUUUUCAGGUUCAAGAUCCAUAUUUUCUUGAAAUGAGUGCAGUUAUAACUAUCCAAUGAUUUUGUUUGUGGUGUGACAGAGGAGCUGUGGAAGUGUCAUAACUGAGCUCUGAGGUCCACAAAGUUUGCAUCUUUGUGAAAAUCCCAAAUCUGGGCUGCCAUUGAUCCCUUUGGGUUUUGAUUGUGUGUUCAGAAGAGGAAUGGCACCAAGCUCUGUAGUGGUGACUAUUGAGAACUCCAAGAGCAUUUCCCUGGUGGAGAUCAACGAUUCGAAUUCGCCCGCCUUUCGGGAUAAACAGAAGGCUACAAACCCAAAGACAUUCCUUAUUCUCAAAGCCCACAGAGCUCUAGCUUGCCUUCCAUGGCUGGCCACUGGUUUGCUCACAACAUUUUCUUCUGUCAAGAAACGCAUUGCCUUGUCUGAUACAGAUGAAGAAGAUCCCAGGUAUAGAGGGAAGUUGUACAGGUUCAUUAGAGGCUUUCUUGCUGUUUCUGUGGUGGCUUUAAUUCUGGAGAUCAUUGCAUAUUACAACCAAUGGGAUUUGAGUCACUUUGCUCUGGUCAAUCCUGGAGAAGUUCAGAAUCUUCUGCAAUGGACUUAUAUGGCCUGGUUGUCUUUCAGAGCUGACUAUGUUGCUCCCUCCAUUGUCACACUUUCUAAGUUCUGCACUGUUCUUUUCCUCAUUCAAUCCGUGGAUCGCUUCGCGCUUUGUCUCGGCUGUUUCUGGAUUAAGUACAAGAAAAUCAAGCCUGUUAUAGAUGAAAAUGCAUAUGAUCCUGAAGAUGACUCAAGUUUCCCUAUGGUCCUUGUACAGAUUCCUAUGUGCAAUGAAAAAGAGGUUUUCGCGCAAUCAAUUGGAGCUGCCUGCCAACUGGAUUGGCCAAAAGACCGGUUUCUAGUCCAGGUCUUGGAUGAUUCAGAUGAUGAAGCUUUGCAGCAGAUGAUCAGAAAUGAAGUCCUGUCAUGGAAAGAGAAAGGCGUAAACAUAGUGUACAGACAUCGGUUGAUCAGAACAGGAUACAAAGCCGGCAACCUUAACUCUGCAAUGGCCUGUGAAUAUGUCAAAGACUAUGAAUUCGUCGCAAUCUUUGAUGCAGACUUCCAACCCAAUGCUGAUUUCCUUAAACUCACAGUUCCUCAUUUCAAGGGGAAUCCAGAACUAGGACUAGUUCAAGGCAGAUGGUCAUUCGUGAACAAGGAUGAGAAUUUGCUCACGCGGCUUCAGAACAUCAACUUGUGCUUCCAUUUCGAGGUGGAGCAGCAAGUGAAUGGCCACUUUCUCAAUUUCUUUGGGUUCAAUGGAACAGCUGGAGUGUGGAGAAUCAAGGCCUUGGAGGAGUCGGGAGGAUGGCUCGAAAGGACUACUGUGGAGGACAUGGAUAUCGCGGUUAGAGCACACUUGAAUGGCUGGAAAUUCAUAUUUCUAAACGAUGUUAGAGCGACCUGUGAGCUGCCAGAGUCGUAUGAAGCAUACAAAAAACAGCAACAUCGUUGGCAUUCCGGUCCAAUGCAGCUCUUCAGAUUAUGCCUUCCUGCCAUUUUGACUUCCAAGAUAUCAAUUUGGAAGAAGGGCAAUCUGAUAUUCCUCUUCUUUCUUCUCAGGAAACUCAUACUUCCCUUUUACUCAUUCACUCUCUUCUGCAUCAUACUUCCCCUAACAAUGUUCAUCCCAGAAGCCGAAUUACCACCUUGGGUGAUAUGUUACAUUCCCAUUGUCAUGUCCAUCUUGAACAUCCUUCCCUCACCAAAAUCUUUCCCCUUUCUCGUACCCUACCUCCUCUUCGAAAACACCAUGUCGGUCACCAAGUUCAACGCCAUGGUCUCGGGCCUGUUCCAGCUAGGCAGUGCCUAUGAGUGGGUGGUCACAAAGAAGACAGGCAGGUCAUCUGAAUCAGACCUGCUGGCAUUUGCUGAGAGGGAAUCCAAGAGCCUCCAGGGGGACAAAAUCACGAGGCGGCUCUCGGAAUCAGGGCUCGAAAUGUAUGGCAAACUGAAGGAGCAAGAGCAAGAGGUCCCAAUGGAAACCAAGAAGAAGAAGAAGCAGAACAGGAUUUACAGAAAGGAACUAACACUUGCUUUCCUUCUCCUCACUGCUGCUGCAAGAAGCUUAUUGUCUGCCCAGGGGAUCCAUUUCUAUUACCUUCUGUUCCAAGGUUUAACUUUCCUUGUUGUGGGAUUGGAUUUGAUUGGGGAACAAGUGAGCUAAAGAUACAAACAGAAAGAAGGAUGGCCUGUUUAAUUUGGUCCAUCUUUUUUGCUUCUUCUUCUUCCUUUUUCUUUUUUGGAGUAUUGUGUUACAGCCAGCUGAAUAGCAGAUAGCUUUACAGGACAACUCAAACAAAGUAGCAUACUUAUAUUCUUUUCUUAAAUUUAUUUUUCAUCUGUGUAAUUACAAGUACCUCCACUAUUCUUAAUAAUGAAUCAAUGCAAGUGUUUCAAGUA